AUGGCGAAAGAAAAAGCACCAGCCAGUACGAAUGGCGUCACAGGGUACGGCAACAAACCGCUAAGCCGCCCAGCCCAUGCACUGGCCUGGGAAACAGUCGCCCAUGAACUGGACACAAAUGCUCAGAGUGGUUUGACAGCUUCUGACGCACAUUACCGGCUCGAUCAAUACGGGGGUAAUGACAUUGGGAAUGCCUCGUCCAUGAGUGCAGCUAGAGUCCUGCUCAAGCAGGUGGCUAACGCCAUGACUUUUAUCCUGAUCCUGGCGACUGCGGUGAGUCUAGGUAUCAAGGCCUGGAUCGAAGGCGGUGUUUUGGGAGCCGUUGUGCUCAUCAAUAUUGUUGUGGGGUUUAUACAAGAGUUUCAGGCUGAAAAGACCAUGGACUCUCUUCGCACGCUGAGCUCGCCCACGGCCUCCGUUGUUCGGGACCAGCAGGUACUCUUGACACAGACAGCGGAGAUUGUCCCAGGUGAUCUGGUCGAGAUUAAGACGGGGGAUACAAUUCCCGCUGAUGUUAGACUCAUAGAAGCGUUGAACUUCGAGACAGAUGAAGCCUUACUCACCGGCGAAUCCCUCCCCGUUCGAAAACUUGUUUCAGACACUUUCGACGAUGACACUGGACCCGGCGACCGGUUGAAUAUCGCAUACAGCUCUUCUACCGUGACAAAGGGACGGGCAAAGGGCGUUGUGUUCGGCACAGGCAUGCAUACUGAGAUCGGGUCCAUCGCUGCGGCUCUUCGAGAAAAGGGCUCCGGUGGAUUGAAUGUGCAACGCAGGUCGGAUGGCUCUGCAAGUGUUUGGAAUUAUACCAUCGCUGUCUUUAUGGUUAUUGCCUCCUUCAUAGGAAGCUUUCUUGGGACUAAUGUUGGGACACCCCUGCAACGGAAACUCUCUCGGCUUGCAAUCUUCCUGUUCUUCACGGCGGUUUUGUGCGCUAUUAUCGUUCUCGGAGCGAACAGAUUCGAUAGUCAGCAAGAAGUCAUUAUAUAUGCAGUGGCUACUGGACUUAGCAUGAUUCCUUCGUCGUUGGUUGUGGUUCUGACCAUCACCAUGACUAUUGGCACAAAGCGAAUGGUCGAGAGACAGGUCAUCGUGAGGAAUUUGAACUCGUUGGAGGCGCUUGGGGCGGUCACCGACAUCUGUUCCGAUAAAACUGGGACCUUAACGCAGGGGAAGAUGGUGGCUAAGAAGAUCUGGAUUCCCUCCCGCGGAACGUAUUCGGUCGGCGAGUCAAACGAACCCUACAAUCCGACAAUCGGUGGACUUAGAAAUGACCCAAACGAGCCGCGACAUAUCGAUUUCACCAAGUCUGUUGAAGAAAAUCUGGACUCUGCUGAACGGUUCCUUGAAGGAAAUCCGGAGCUAGAGGAAUACCUCAAGACAGCCUCAUUUGCUAAUCUCGCCGUGGUGUUCAGGGAGGACUCCAGAGAAUGGAAAGCGCGAGGAGAUCCCACAGAGAUCGCGAUUCAGGUCCUGGCCUCCCGCUUUGGAUGGAAUCGCUUGAACUUUACGGAGGGUGAGGCUCCCUCGUGGAAGCAGGUGGCCGAAUUUCCGUUCGAUUCGGACGUCAAGAAGAUGUCCGUGAUAUUCGAAGAGACUUUAACCGGCAAGAGCCAUGUGUUUACGAAAGGUGCAGUCGAAAGAGUCAUUGCUUCCUGCACAUCUGUUCACACACAUGUCGGUGGCCAAGCUGAUCCGUUGAACGAGAAAAUUAGAGAGGAUAUUGUUGCCAAUAUGGAGGCUAUUGCCGCAUUGGGACUUCGGGUGCUCGCACUCGCCAGCAGAGAAUAUCACGACUCGAUCGGCGACUCGCAAGAUUUUAAAAGAGAUGCAGUCGAGACAGACCUAGUCUUUCGCGGAUUAGUCGGUUUAUACGACCCUCCGCGACCAGAAUCUGCUCCUUCUGUUCGUCGCUGUCAUGAAGCCGGGAUAUCUGUCCAUAUGCUGACGGGAGACCAUCCUGGUACCGCACGAGCGAUCGCCUUGGAUGUCGGAAUUUUACCACCGCGCAUCAACGAGCUGAGUAAGGACGUUGUUGAUGCAAUGGUGAUGACGGCUCAUCAAUUUGACAAACUAUCGGAUGAGGAGGUCGAUGCUCUGCCGACCUUGCCCCUGGUGAUCGCGAGAUGCGCUCCAAGCACGAAAGUACGAAUGAUCAAAGCCUUGCAUAGACGGAAGAAAUUUGCGGGAAUGACCGGUGACGGUGUUAACGAUUCUCCCUCCCUGAAAGAUGCAGACGUGGGCAUUGCAAUGGGUCAGGCUGGAUCUGAUGUCGCCAAAGAUGCCUCGGAUAUUGUUCUGACUGACGAUAACUUUGCCUCGAUUCUUAACGCUAUCGAGGAAGGGCGGCGGAUGUUCGAUAAUAUUCAGAAGUUUAUCCUCCACGUGUUGUCCCAGAACUUUGCACAAGCUCUCGUUCUUCUCGUCGGACUUACAUUCAAAGACUCGCAGGGACUGUCGGUGUUUCCACUAAGUCCCGUCGAAAUUGUUUGGCUAGUCAUGAUUACUUCCGGGCUACCGGACAUGGGACUAGGCUUUGAGCAAGCAACGACUGAUAUCAUGUCCCGACCACCGCGAAGUAUCAAAAAAGGCAUCUUCACCCUUGAAAUCAUGAUCGACAUGAUUGUCUACGGGAUUUGGGUCGCCGCCCUAUGCCUCGGCGCAUUCACCCUCGUCAUGUACGGCGUCGGCAAAGGUAAAUUCGGCAACAACUGCAACAACGAGCUCGAGGGAUGCGAGAUCGCCUUCCGCGCCCGCGCCACAACAUUCGCGUGCCUGACCUGGUUUGUGCUCUUCUUGGCUUGGGAGAUGAUCGACAUGCGUCGGUCAUUCUUCAAUAUGCGUCCCUCAUCCUCGCACAGCUGGACGCAAUUUGCGCGCGAUAUCUGGCAGAACCAGUUCCUCUUCUGGGCUAAUAUCUCCGGCUUCGUAAUGGUGUUUCCGUUGAUUUAUAUCCCUGUUAUCAAUACGAAGGUGUUUCGACAUACCGGCAUCUCCUGGGAGUGGGCGAUUGUUACCGUGGGGACAUUGUUGUUUUUUCUGGGUGCUGAGAGCUGGAAGUGGGUGAAACGGGCGUAUUUCCGGCGCGUGGCGCAGAUGGAUGGGCAGCGCGUUGGCCAUGCUCGGGUUUGA
Messenger RNA from Aspergillus affinis, 3132 nucleotides. RefSeq names its product Na+ ATPase. Gene Ontology annotation, biological process: calcium ion transmembrane transport; intracellular calcium ion homeostasis. Gene Ontology annotation, cellular component: plasma membrane. NCBI's taxonomy places the organism in Eukaryota, Fungi, Ascomycota, Eurotiomycetes, Eurotiales, Aspergillaceae. The transcript has 6 exons. Gene Ontology annotation, molecular function: ATP hydrolysis activity; P-type calcium transporter activity; ATP binding. The record is from RefSeq and is a predicted model, not a curated record. Bases 1 to 3132 code for a protein of 1043 amino acids.